This is a messenger RNA of Anoplopoma fimbria (sablefish), 4765 nucleotides long. It is a transcript of the gene abi3bpa, whose product is annotated as target of Nesh-SH3. The transcript is spliced from 23 exons. Gene Ontology annotation, biological process: extracellular matrix organization; positive regulation of cell-substrate adhesion. Gene Ontology annotation, molecular function: protein binding. Bases 209 to 3748 code for a protein of 1179 amino acids. The record is from RefSeq and is a predicted model, not a curated record. NCBI's taxonomy places the organism in Eukaryota, Metazoa, Chordata, Actinopteri, Perciformes, Anoplopomatidae.
GCCACCAGCUCAGAGAAGUAGUCCAGCCACUCCAGUAACACUCAGCUUGACUCCUGCAGCUGCAGCACACAUUAACUCAACCUGUUAGCAAAGACUGAAUCAAUCAGCAAGGUGACAGCAUCUUAUUUCUGUGUCUCACUCUAAACUGAGCUCACUCAGAUCAAGGGCAGCUUGUUACACCUGAGCCUCAGAGCCGACCACAGCGGAGAUGAUGACUGUGCAACACUCGCACAGCUUUCUGGUCCUUCUCCUCGUGGUCUUCAUCACUGGGAUAGUUCUCUCUGGCCCUUCAACUCCCCGCAGGAGCAGAGUGAGACGUCAGAACAUGAAAGUCCGUAUCAACGCCACAGGAGACACCAUCGUGAUGAAGUUUUUGCGUCCCAACGCUGACACCAAGCUUGAGGGUUACAUACUGGGCUACGGCAGCAGCAUGUUCUCCAAACAGUACAUUCAGCUGCCUGAGAACGGACAGCCUUAUGAGGCUGAGUUUGAUGCUGAGCCCAAGUACCUUAUUGCCGUUCAGCCCAUCCCAAACAAUGAGGUGAAGAAGCAGUGCACAGGUAAAGUGAGCCUGGAGAAGCCGCUUCACCUAGUCAUUGGGUCAGUAACGCCCACCUCAGUGAUACUGUCCUGGGGGACCCUGCUGAAAACUCCGUAUGAAGGAAACGUCAUGAAUGACUGUCUUGAGGAUGGACACUACACAGUGCGUUAUCGUGAGAGGAGCAGGAAGUGGAACUACCAAACCUGCCCAACUAGCGAUACGGUCAUUGACAACCUGAAGCCCAACACAGUCUAUGAAUUUGGUGUUCAGCCCAACUCUAAGGAUGGCACUGGAGUUUGGAGCAAGCCGGUCAUUCACAACAUCAGCUCAGGGGGCAUAGAGGAGAAGGCCAUCAGGAAAAUCUUUAAGCGUCCCGUCAACCCUGUGAAACCUUUAACGCCAGGUCCACACUCCUUCCCCUUUUCUCCACGCCAUGUUCCCAAUAACAGGACCCAGGGCAGGCCACCUGUUUUGCGGAACAUAGCCCCAAAGACAACUCUUGCUCCCACCACAACUACUACACAGGAAUCUCUGUCGACCCCUGGACCCACACUGCCAGUGGCCACCAAACAGCCAAUCGGAGGAGGAGACCUCUCCACAUCUGUGUUGCCUCAAAUCAUGGAGGUACCCUUAGCUCCCAAGUCCCGUCUUCCACUUCACAUAACAGCCAGCUUUGCAUCUGUGCCAGUUCCUCAGAAAAAUGUAAAGGAACAUGGAGAGCAUCCUCUGAGUAAACCACAACAAAAGCCCCCAUCCCAUCCAAAACCCCAACCAACAUCUCAGCCCAUACUCCAGACCCAGACUCAACCAAAACCCCACCCAACAUACCAGCCCCUACCCCAGACCCAACCACAACCCCACCCAACAUCUCAGCCGAUACCACAGACCCAAACACAAACACAACUUCCAUUCCAGCCGAAGUCACAAUCUCUGCCAAAGCCACAUCCUCAAUCACAGCCUCAAACCCCAACCCAGCUACAGGCUGAAAUACAACCUCAACCAACACUCCAGCCCAAAUACCAGGCCCAACCUCGAACACAACCAUAUCCAAAGACCCAAGCUAAAGUUCAAACAUCCCCCCAGGCCACACCUGUGGCACAUCCACAAAUACAUCAAUCAAAACUCCAUAACAUACCUCAGACCCAACAAGCAGUACCAAAGAUUCGAACUUUGAGAAAAAAAUUGAGGUUUGGGCUGACCAAACCUCAACCACAAUUUAGAACUACAACUAAGCCGCAAAUCCAAACACAACCAAAGACCAACCCAAAGCCUCAGCCACAACAUCCAUUAAAAACAAACCCAGAGCCUCAGCUAACCACCAAGCAGCAGUCUAAGGAUCAAACAACAACUAAACCAAAGAUCAGUUUUUCCCAACCUAAGCUCAGAACACAGCCUCAACCCAAAGGCCAACCCAAGGCCAGGACGCAGCCUGAACCAAAGUACCAACCUAAGCCCAAAACACAGUCUCAAAAAAACAAGCAGCCAAAGCCUCCAGGAAAGCCCAGAACAAGGGACCAACAAGAACCCCACCCAAAGAUUCAGCCAAGGCCCCAAACACAACCUCCAACAAAGAUCAAGGCCCAACCUGUAUCUCAUAUUCAACCCAUUCCAAAACCACAACCUUUCCCAAAUGCCCAAACUCAAUCCACACUUGAACCUCUACCCAGGCCACAACCUCAACCUGGGAUUCAAUCUCAAACCAGGACCUACUCUGAUCCGACCAAGGUCACCCCAAGGCAGGCAGUCUCUACGGCUCCUAGUCCACCAGAAGAGGGUAAACCUCUGCCAAGACCUGCCCUGGCUACAGAGAAGGCUGGUAGUUACAAUCAGGGUACUGGCGUCCUCAGGCAAUCCGUUGCUGAAAUUCCUCGUUCUCCCAUAAGCUCAUCAGUACCUCUAGCAGGAAGAAACUCCACGCAUUCCCGCACCCGGGUUCCUCCUCAUUCCACUCGUAAUAAUGGCAGACCACUUUCUCCAUCCAAGACAUUCACCUCCUCCCACAGAUCCAGCACACCUGAGGCCGAUGGGGCGCGUCAUAGGGGCAAUGCUCUACCUAAACCUCCUGUGUGGUCGAGAGAGAAACCUGUGCCUGCAGUCCUGCGUCCCUCUGUUCCUGUCAACAAGAGACCCAACCUGGUGGGGAAACCUAGUGACCAUGACAAACCCAUGGACCUGAAACAGGGAGACAAGGAGUCCAUCUUGAAGCCAUUCCCUCUGGUCACAGUCAAGCCCAAGCAAGAGCGCAGACAGCAGCAGACAACCACCUCUGCCCCGGCAGUAAACAGUACAACCAGCCGUUUUGACAUAAAUGAAAACUCCUCCAUAUUCAGGCCCUUGCCUGCAUCAGAGGUAGACAUCAUGGGCAAGAAGCGCUUUGUUGCUCCCCAUGUGAUAUACAAGACCGAUAAAAAGCCAGAUGAGCCGUGCUCCAUCACCUCCUCCCUCACUUACUUCCCUGACGAGGAGGGCAGUGAUCAGAACGUGACUGGUCCUCCCCGUGUCCCUCCCUCCAACCUCACUGUGGUUACUGUGGAGGGAUGCCCGUCUUUCGUCAUUCUUGACUGGCAGAAAUCUGACAAUGAAACCAGAGAGUAUGAAGUCGUAUCCACCACUAAAGGACCAAAUGGAGAGGAGGUGUCCAUACUGACCACCAACCAGACACACACAGCCGUGGAGAAUCUCAAACCAGAGAGCAGCUAUGAAUUCACAGUUACACCAAAGAAUGAGAUGGGAACAGGACCUUCCAGUGAUCCUGUGUCUUUUAGUACAGAAUCAGCGGAUCCACGAGUGAGCGAACACGUGUCAGCGGGCAAAGAUGCCAUCUGGACUCAGUUCCCAUUUAAAUCCGAUGACUACUCCGAAUGCAAUGGAAAGCAGUAUGUGAAGAGAACAUGGUACCGAAAGUUUGUGGGCAUCCAGCUCUGCAACUCUCUGAGAUACAAGAUCUACCUGAGUGACUCUCUCAAUGGGAAGUUUUACAACAUUGGAGAUCAGACGGGACAUGGUGAGGACCACUGUCAAUUUGUGGACUCCUUCCUGGAUGGACGAACUGGCACCCAGAUGUUUGCUGACCAGCUACCAAGCAGGCUAGGAUUUUAUAGGGCGUUGAGACAAGAACCUGUCAGCUUUGGAGAGAUUGGAGGGAAGUCACAUGUUACCUACGUGGGCUGGUACGAGUGUGGCACCCCCAUACCUGGGAAGUGGUAAGAUCCCAAAGGGCUGUCCAGGAAGGAUGACUUUGUCGAUGGGGAGGAAUAAGAUGUCUGACUAGGCCUAAAGGCAGGUGGGCCUUUCUUUCUUGUUACCAUGGACAAUGUUGAUAGGUCUAUCUGAUGGGUGUGAACUCAGCCUACUCUCCCAGGUAUCAACCUGUUCAGGACUAUUGUGUCACAAAACUCUAUUGAGUGCAUUUGUACCAUUAGUCUUAUUUCUCUAUUUAUCAAAAAUGCGUUCAACAAAGGAAUGCAGCAGUCUGAGUGAACCAAAAUGUUGAAUAUACAGUAGAGAAAAUAUUCCAGAGAAAAUGUUGGGAAGCUGGCUCCCAAAGUGUAAUAACUUGUAUGAUAUUAUUUAUCAAAGGGGAGCGUUAUUGAAUAUUCUCUGUGUGAUUUUGGGAUGAGAAAGUAAAAAUUGUUCCCAAUACUUUCAUGUCAAUGAGCACACACAUUUUGUCAUUUGUAUACAGAAAGGUGCAAAUCAUACUUCCAUUGUACAUUUGGAUUAUGUAAAAAUACAAGUAUACACAGACAUGCAGAAUUGACCUUCUGCUGGCCCUAAGGCAUUGUUAGCAGUUGCAGUUUGCACAGUAUUAAACCUUUGUUCAUAUAUGUAUAUGGUGUGAAAUUCAAUAUGUAUACCAGGGAUCAUAUAGUUUGAUAUAUUUCAGGUAAGAGAUAAAACAGCUAUUAGCCAAAUUGUUUAUCUAAUGUUAGAAAGCCAAAGCUUGAGCCCGAUGUUUCUAUGGGGUCUCUUGGAAAGAUUUAUGUAUUUUUAAUGCUUGUGCAGUUUUAUCCUGUAUUUUAUUAAAAAUUGAAAUACAUAUGAAAAAGAGUAACUGAAUCAAGCGUCAAUGUGGAAAAGACAUACUAUAAGUAAUGACAAAACUGAUUUUUUUUGUGUUCAAACAUACGAAAGUGUACAUAAAGCCUUAAAUCAUUGGAGAGAAAAUAUCAGGUUUUUCCCCACAUCUGGCACGACUGCAGUUGUUUUUGGUUCACCAUGUUU